Molecule: messenger RNA, 2049 nt
Organism: Equus quagga
Lineage: Eukaryota; Metazoa; Chordata; Mammalia; Perissodactyla; Equidae
Gene: FBXO27
Product: F-box protein 27
Exons: 6
Coding region: 493-1332 (279 amino acids)
Biological process (GO): SCF-dependent proteasomal ubiquitin-dependent protein catabolic process; glycoprotein catabolic process
Cellular component (GO): SCF ubiquitin ligase complex; cytoplasm
Molecular function (GO): protein binding; ubiquitin protein ligase activity
Source: RefSeq, a predicted model, not a curated record
GGCCGACCUGGGUUCAGAUCUCAGCUCUGUCACCUACUGGCUGUGUGACCAUGGCAAGUCACUGGGCCUCUGGCGGCCUCAGUUUCCCCUCUGUGAAGGGGGGCACAGCAGUACCAGCCUCAGGGGCUGCCUACCCGGACUGGGAAUAAACCGCUCCAGGAAGCCUGGCUCGUGUGACGACAGGUCAGAGCGCUCGCGUAUGGACUCAAAUAGAAUCGCGUCUGGCUCCUACCGGCGCCGGUUUUCCCUGUGACACGGGGCUACCCCCGCCUUCAAACGGAUGGGGAUUUUUACGGGAGUUCACGGACGUGAGGCCUCCCGCCCGGACGCCUGACCAAAAUAACAGCAGUUGUCCGGCGCCAGGCGCCUUCCAGCCGGCUUAGAGCCACUCCAAGGGGCCGGCCGUGCAGACGACGAGUGACAGACCCUGCAAGCCGGCGGCCUCCGCCCCCUCCCUCGUCUGCGGCAUCAGCCGGGCCUGGCGGAGGGACCAUGGGCGCCUCGGCCUCCAGGGGCCGGCCCGCCCGGGUCCCCGCGCCGGAACCCGAACCCGAGGAGACGCUGGACCUGAGCCAACUGCCGCCGGAGCUGCUCCUGGUGGUGCUGAGCCACGUGCCCCCGCGCGCGCUGCUCGCGCGCUGCCGCCGGGUGUGCCGGGCCUGGCGCGCCCUGGUGGACGGCCAGGCCCUGUGGCUGCUCAUCCUGGCCCGCGACCACGGUGCCCUGCUGCCGCUCGCCCGCAGCUGCCUGCCCCCGGCCCGCGACGCGGGGCCCUGCCUCCUGGGCCGCUUCUGCGAGCGCGCCCCGAUCGGCCGCAACCUCAUCCGCAACCCGUGCGGCCAGGAAGGUCUCCAGAAAUGGAUGGUGCAGCACGGUGGGGACGGCUGGGUGGUGGAAGAAAACAAGUCCACCGUGCCUGGGGCCGCUUCGCAGACCUGUUUCGUGUCUUCCUUCAGAUGGUGUCGCAAGAAGCAGGUCUUGGACCUGGAGGAGGAGGGUUUGUGGCCAGAAUUGCUGGAUAGUGGGAAGAUUGAGAUUUGUAUCUCUGACUGGUGGGGAGCCCGGCACGACAGUGGCUGUAUGUAUCGCCUCCUUGUCCAACUUCUAGAUGCCAAUCAGACCGUCCUGGAUAAAUUCUCUGCUAUGCCUGACCCCAUCCAGCAGUGGAACAACAAUGUCUGCCAUCAGGUCACCCAUGUGUUCUCUGACAUCAAGAUGGGCGUCCGCUUUGUGUCUUUUGAACACUGGGGCCAGGACACGCAGUUCUGGGCUGGCCACUAUGGAGCCCGUGUGACCAACUCCAGUGUGAUCGUGCGAGUCCGUCUGUACUAGUCGAGGGCUGUCCUUGCACAAGCACCUGACUGUGCCUUCCAGGAGCUGGAACCUUUGGCCGGGACUUCUCAUUCACCAAGGGCUUGUACCUCCCCAGCGUCCUGGGAACCUUGGGUCCAGUCUGGGGUCCUGCUAGGUCCCCUCUUCAGGUUCUAGAAACUACUAGAAGAAAGUUCCUCUGUCAUAUCUACCUACUGUUGCUGCUCUAGAUCAGCCCCUGUUCUACUGGGGGGAGACCCAUAGGUGAGCACAGGGGAACGCUGGCCCCGCAGAGUGCUCCUCGCCUCCCCCUGCAGGCCCUCGGUUCAGCCCCAGUCCCCUCUGCCCUUGUGUCCUAUUUCUGCUCCAGGGGCUUUGUAGGUCCCUUCAGGGAAGCCCUCUCCUCAUCUCUGAACUAGCAUCUCAUCUGUAUGGCUGGGAAAAUUCUAGCCCCCUUGGGUGGUGAACUCAACCUCCUGAGCCUCAAGGCUGGGACCAAUUCUUGCAGCUGAAAGUCCACGAGCUCAAAAAAUGUUUGGAGAUCGAUGCUUCUGCCCACUCUGACUUCUCUGAAAAGUGGGCUGGUCCCCCCGGGCCCAACCCUGAUCCUCACGGACUCCUGUAAUGGUGUGGUGUAUAAGACUAUUUUAUUUUGAUUUUUUUUCAAACAUUGAGAAAUUAAUUAUUAGCAACGUCUGUCUGCCAAUCAUAUGCAAUAAAUUUAUUAUUUUGCCAAAA